Messenger RNA from Rhodamnia argentea, 2107 nucleotides. Its product is annotated as probable cysteine desulfurase. The record is from RefSeq and is a predicted model, not a curated record. The transcript is spliced from 5 exons. The coding region runs from base 104 to 2032 and encodes 642 amino acids. Lineage: Eukaryota; Viridiplantae; Streptophyta; Magnoliopsida; Myrtales; Myrtaceae.
UCAUUCAUUCUUUCCCUCACACCCUUGGAAAAACCCUCGUCACCCCAAAGAAAGAAAGGAAGACAAGGCACUGAUCUCUUGUUCGCUCCUCCUUCACAAGACGAUGGAACUCGAGCAGCCCAGCUCGAUGAGGCAUUCGCAUCUCAAUUCCAUAAACGAGUGCACCAACCCAAGAAAUGGCGAGGGCAGUCCAUCACCAUCGCCAACGCCGGGGAAUGAUCUGUGCAAGCACUCGGAAUCCUUUCGGAAGCUCGGAGCGGGACUCCCGGCGGCGGACAGCGUGGAGAAGAAGCUUGCGUGGAUCCGGUCUCAGAUUAUCGGCGGGGACGCCGAGUUUGACUCGCCGUUCGGCAGGCGAAGGAUCACGUACGCCGACAGCACCGCCUCCGGCCGCUGCGUCCGCUACGUCGAGGACUUCAUCGUCGACAACAUCCUUCCGUUUUACGGUAACACACACACGUCCGACAGCCAUGUGGGUCACCGGACCACCAAGACGGUGCACGAGGCCUCGAGCUACAUCAAACGGUGCUUAGGAGGUGGACCCGAGGACGCGAUCUUGUUCUGCGGAUCAGGAUCCACCGGGUCGAUCAAGCGGCUCCAGGAUGUCAUGGGCAUCGCGGUGCCAUCGAUCCUCAGAGAGAGGAUGACCAAGUGCAUGCCAAGCGAAGAGAGAUGGGUGGUCCUAGUCGGGCCUUAUGAGCACCACUCGAACCUUCUCUCAUGGAGGCAAAGUCUAGCAGAGGUCAUAGAGAUUGGACUAGACGAAGAUGGUUUGAUGGACAUGGAAGAUUUAAGGCAAAAACUUGAAUCUUAUCAAGAUGCAAACAGGCCAAUUCUGGGUUCUUUCUCAGCUUGCAGUAAUGUCACUGGGAUUUAUACCGACACAAGAGCUGUCACAAAGCUGCUUCACCAAUUUGGUGCCUUCGCUUGCUUUGAUUUUGCAGCUAGUGCACCUUACGUGGAAAUCGACAUGAGAUCGGGAGAAAUCGACGGCUAUGAUGCUAUGUUCCUCAGUGUGCACAAGUUCCUAGGUGGACCUGGGUCUCCAGGAAUUUUACUCAUGAGCAAGGCUCUUUAUCAGCUUGGAUCAUCUCCCCCAUCAACCUGUGGAGGAGGAACUGUUGAUUAUGUGAAUGGCUUCAAUGAAAAGGACACAUUAUACGUGGAAGACAUCGAAGAAAGAGAGAAUGCUGGGACUCCACAGAUUAUUCAGAUCACAAGAGCAGCAUUGGCAUUUUGGCUGAAAGACUACGUGGGAUAUGAAGUGAUUGAGAAACUGGAGCACAAGAACAUCAAAGAAGCAAUCAAAAGGCUCUCAACAAACAAGAACAUAGAGAUUCUUGGGAACAAAACAGCUAAGAGACAAGCAAUAUUGUCUUUCCUGAUAUACUCAACAACUAAUUCACCACCAGAUGGUGAUAAGAAGGGAACAGAGAGAGGGCUUUACCUGUGGGGAGAAACGGGGAAAGAAAGAGACAAGCCUCUCCAUGGACCUUUUGUUGCCACUCUCCUCAAUGACCUCUUCGGCAUUCAAGCAAGAGGUGGGUGCGCUUGUGCCAGUCCAUAUGGUCAUGCCCUCCUUGGCAUCAGUGAAGCUCAGUCCCAUGCAUUUAGACGUGCCAUUCAAGAGGGUUUUGUGGGAGGGAAGCCUGGAUGGACCAGAGUCAGCUUUCCCUACUACCUUUCGGAGGAGGAGUUUGAGUACAUUAUUGCUGCACUGGAGUUUGUAGCCUCUUAUGGCCAGAGGUUCCUUCCACUCUAUCAUUUCAACCUGAAAACUGGGAACUGGACUUUCAAAAAGGAGGAGUUCAUGGAGAUUGUAGGGGAAGAAAGAAAGGACAGAAUUUUUAUCUUAAAUGACAACCAGGCUGGUAAAAAUCUCAAUGGAGAUGCUAAACAUGAGAGCCUCAUUGCCAAGUACACCUCAUAUUGGGAGAGUGCAAAUCAAAUUGCAGGCCUCCUCCCCAAAUUUCCCUCCCUGCGCAGGCUAAAGGUAGAAAUUGAUUCAGAGCUACUGUACUUCCGCAUCUAGUGGAAGACUUUUGAAAGAAUAUUAAAUUGAAUAAAGGCAUGUACAAAGUCUAUUCUGAUGGAUUAUGCAAUUUUU